CCGAGAAUGUUUGCUCUACUCUAAACAAGCUAUGUAUGUGGGAGAAGAAGCUCUACGAUGAAGUCAAGGGCGAGGAGAAAUUGCGCAUAAUCCAUCAGAACAAGUGUAGGCAGUUGAGGCGCAUCAGUAAAACGGGUGCUGAUGCUCACAAGAUUGAUUCCCUGGAGACCAUGAUUGCUCUUCUAGCUACCAAAAUGAAAAUAUCUUUCCAAGUAGUUGACAACAUAUCUAACACCAUAUGCGACUUGAGGGAGCACCAGUUAUGGCCGCACAUCAGCACCUUCCUCUUUAGGUUUCUUCGAAUGUGGAAAGACAUGCUAGAAUGUUACAAACGACAGUGUAGGCAGAUUGCUGAAGCCAGGAGUUUAGAUACCUCCUUCAACGAAAAGCUCAGUAAUUCUCAUCUCUAUGCAGCAAUAAAACUCAAAUCUGAGAUUAAGAACUGGACUCUAAGCUUCUCAGAUUGGAUAUACGCCCAAAAGUCGCAUGUCAAAGCCUUGAAUGGCUGGCUAGUAAGAUGCCUGAUGCAUGAUCUUGAAGAAACAACAGCAGUACCACCCUUUUCCUCUGGUGGGAUUGGUGCACCGCCUCUGUUUGUUAUCUGCAGCAAAUGGUCACGGGCAAUGGAUGAUCUAUCGGAGAAGGAAAUGGUGGAAGCCGUCAACAGAUUCAUCCUCAGAGUGAAUGAGAUCUUGGAUAAGCAUAUCUCAGACCCUCGUCAAAAAGCAACAUUGGACAAGGAACUGGAGAGACAAGUGAAAAUCUUGGAGAGGCAGGAGCAAAAGAUGCACAAAGUGAUUCAGUCUCGGGAGAUAAAGAUGGGUAGAGGGGAUGCUGUGCAUCGUGGUGAACUUCUUGCUGCUAUGAGCUUGCAGUCAGGUCUCCAACAUAUUUUUGCUGCAAUGGAGAGGUUCACUGCCUCCGCCACUCGUGCAUAUGAACAAUUGUGCCAGCAAAUUGAGCCAGACAACCAUCUUUCGGGAGAUCUCAACAACAUUCAUUAGUUUUCUUUCGCUUUAUUCAUAUUGCACCAUUCGUUGAUUCUUGUCGCAUUGCAUCCAAGGUUUUAUAUGUCAUAUAUGUUAACCUUCGA
Messenger RNA from Arachis stenosperma, 1093 nucleotides. Its product is annotated as protein ALTERED PHOSPHATE STARVATION RESPONSE 1-like. NCBI's taxonomy places the organism in Eukaryota, Viridiplantae, Streptophyta, Magnoliopsida, Fabales, Fabaceae. The record is from RefSeq and is a predicted model, not a curated record. The transcript is spliced from 3 exons. The coding region runs from base 36 to 1004 and encodes 322 amino acids.